AUGAGAGAGAAAUCUAAGGUUAGGGUCACGCCUGGGAGGAAGCAACUUGCAACACGCCUUGGUCACCUGGGUUGUCUCAGCAGGCGGUUACACCCAAGACUUGUAGUAGGUGCUAAUAGUGUCGGUGUAUUCAAAAUAAACUACCCUGCCCUGUCAAAUCCCGCCCUGUCCCAUCCCACCCAGCAACGCACCCAGCCUAGCCACGGACUGCCUAGCCAUGGUUCGCCUAGCCACGGCCCUCCCAGCCGCGGCCAGCCCUAUUCCGCCUCAGCCCGCCAUGCCACUCCUUUGUUGGUGCUAAUCUUACAUUUCCACACUCCAGAAAAUAAUGAGUGACGAAGGAAUGGAUCCGUGCGAGUGCUUCUGGAGUCAUGAAUUGGCCAUGAGGCGUUUGCUUUCUCUGCUUCGGCAGUCUCAAGCUUACUGCACUGAUAAUGAAUGCUUACAAGAGUUGCCAGGGGGCACACCAAACCCUCAAGGCAUAGAGAAUAAUUUCAUGCUGAUGGCCAUGUGCUGGAUGGUUGUGGUGCUGUUUCUAUUCCUUCUACGCCCUAAAUCUCUCCGCAACUCAAAAAACAACAAGCCUCGAGAUCAUGGAAAUGAUCCAAAUGGAAAUCCACCUCCCACAGCAACAAAUUGAAGGGCCAAAGAUUAAGUUGCAAGAGAGAAAGAGAGAGCUGCUUGCAGUUUUUUCAUGGAUGUAUUGAUGUGAAAUGUAUUUUCUAUCUGUUACUUGCCAAAGAGUAACUUUUAUGCAAUCGUGACAACUUUUUGCAUUGUUUUAGUAGGAUUUGUGCGGGUGAAAUUGGAAUAGCAAUUUUUCAUUUGAUGUAUCUAUUGUAUUUGAAGUAAGUAGAUAGCAACUUUCUACUGUGAUUUCUUAUUUUUGUUGAAUUUCUUUCUACUUAUUUCUUACUUUUUGUGUUUAUUUACAAAUAUUGCUCUCUCAGUAAUUCAACAUUUGUUUUUCUCUCUAAUUUCUGCAAAUUCUACUUACUAUGCAUAUUUUAUGUUAUUUUUCGCAUAUUCAAAUUGUUCCUUUUUUUCUUUUUUAUUCCGAUUUUUGCUAAUUUGCACAAAUAUUUGUAUGCUGUCAAACCAUUAAUGGAAAGCUUUGAAAUCCUUUACAUAAGCAUGCUUUCUAUACAUAAUUGUAUAAUAAUAUUUUUAUGGAUGUGUAUAUAUGUGAAUAUACAUAUGUAAAUAUACAUAUGUAUAUACUUACAUAUGAGGAUUAAUGUAACAAAUAUGUAAAAAAAAAGCUCAAGUUCAAUAUGAACUUUUCUCUGGUAAUACUGCUUGUAAGAAUUGAUAUCAGUUCAUUUCAUAAGAAUUUCAUUGAAAAAGGCUGUUAGGUUCAUUCUGUACUUUUAUUCAAUUAUUGUAAUAAAAUUAAUGAAGAAUAUUAGUGUUCAAACUCUUAUCAAGAUUUCAAUAUUUUGAUAUAUUGAUGACAAAUGUAUUUCAAUGAAUGUAUUUCUGUUGGUUCUGUUUCUUUUGACGGCACUAUUAAAACAUUCUGAAUGUGUGCACAGGGUUUUAAAAUGACACGUUUGUAGUUUUCAAAGAACCAGAAUAUAUAGUAAGAUUUAAAGUGUU
Messenger RNA from Gryllus bimaculatus (two-spotted cricket), 1599 nucleotides. Lineage: Eukaryota; Metazoa; Arthropoda; Insecta; Orthoptera; Gryllidae. The record is from the annotation of a GenBank genome assembly.